UGAAUCAACAAGGGUGACAUCCGCGUCUGCCUGGUUUUGUAUUCGGGCAUCAUCAGUAGCUUUCCACAUUUCCGCAGUGGUAGUCCAGCUUUUCUUCUAUCAAAGCUUUCUCCCUAGUUUUAUAUUGUAGAACGAAUCGAUCUGAUAACGUAUUUGGGACUAUAAAGCAUUGUAAUAUCAGAAAUUGAAUCGUCGAUUGGCGCAAAACAAUGGUGGGCCACAAUGGAGAGGUUCUCGUUCGAGCCCCACAGCUGUCUCCCCAUCAGGCGAAAUCACCCCAGCAAGAUUAUCCGGUUUUCAUCCCGCCGCGGAAACGACAAACCGGGAAGAAGGCAUUCCUUGGCAAUCACGUGGAUCACAUUGUUAAUUUACAGGGUAACAAAAAAGACUGGGAUUUGUCGGUGGAACGCGACGAUGUGCAUAGAACAAAACGAUGGAAUAGCGAAGAAAUAAUCGAGAUCAAUGGAAGCAAAUGUAGCAACCGAGGGGAACAUUUGGAUGAAGAUGACGAUCUCAACGAACUGCAGCAGUUUCAUCCAUUGAAGGAUAGUUCGACGGUUACACCGAGUAGCAUAUCGGAGAGCAGUUUGGAUAGGAAAUCUAGCAAAUCUCAUGAGCUUCUCACCGGAAGUGGAAAGCGCUCGAAGAAGCGCGUUAACAUUAGGACUGAUGUGGACGAAAUUAGCAGUCGACAAUCACCAUCCGCAGUUUGUAAUUACGAAGACUUGGAGUCUGGAGAGACGAGCGUUCUGAAUGCUGAUAUGGACCAAUACAGCUUGGAUCGGUACAACAGCAAACGUUCGAUGUCCCCGGACAAUUAUUUGACUCUAACGGGAACCAUCAAACGUGGCCGCAAGAAGGGACAAUCGAUGGACGUACAGCUCAACAUUUCCCGGGAAGAACUCGAGCAAAUCAACAAACAAGCCCUGGCCGCCCACGAGGAAGUUUGUCGCACGAAGCGAAACUGUUGCUGCCAGUGUACCCUCCGGGCCGGGAUUCACAUUCUUCUGCUGUCGAUCAUCUGCUUACCAAUCGUCACGCUGACCACUAGCAUUUACUCGUUCUACAUCGGAACCGUCACGUGGUACAACAUGUUCACGUACUUCAACGAGGAAAAGUCAUAUCUGCACAAGCUGCUCAUGUCACCGCUUCUGAUUCUGGCUUAUCCCUUGGCGAUAGUGCUGUGCACUGUGGGCCUUGGAAUUUACGCCGGCUUCAAGCAGGUCAGCUUACAUUUCACCGCUUGGGUGAACGAAAUCAGUGACAUCGAGAAGGGCUUCUAUGGAUGGUUGUGCUCGUUUUUGCACCUAUCCGACUGCAGUCCAUACGAGGUGGUCAUUCUGACGGAUAUUUGCCCUCCAGGAGGGACGGGAGUAGGACCGGACAGGCCACUGCAAAGUGAGUCCACCCAAAUCAACUCAUCCACCGAAGAAUUGUCGUUAUAAGAUGUGACAACUUUCUGUGUGUCUCUGGAUUUCCAUAGGUACCUACUUGAUUAAACUAGAUCUAAUCUUUCAAUGUUAGUAUGCCACCUUCGGUAUGUUCUUAAAUACUCAUCUGAGAAUAUUGUAACGGAUGUUGCGUAUUUUGCUUCCAUAAUCAGGUGGAAUAAGCUUUCUAUUCUGUUACGUCAGAUCAUCCGUUCAAUCGGGUAUGUAAGGUACGCAUGUUUCUUGAAUCCAAGACAAAACAAUGUAUCCA
Messenger RNA from Aedes aegypti (yellow fever mosquito), 1701 nucleotides. Its product is annotated as transmembrane protein 169. The coding region runs from base 210 to 1445 and encodes 411 amino acids. NCBI's taxonomy places the organism in Eukaryota, Metazoa, Arthropoda, Insecta, Diptera, Culicidae. The transcript has 3 exons. The record is from RefSeq and is a predicted model, not a curated record.